UGUCGGAACAACGUUUUAUUCUUGAUUUUACACACUGCGGUCACGUGAUUCGAAACUUUUUUUAGCCCUCGAUACUUCCGGUGCAGACGAUAAUAUGGCGAGUAGGCCUAGCAAAACUAGGUAUUACUGUGCUGCCGAGGGCUGUCACGCUGACACAAAGAAAAGGGGAAGAUAUGGGUAUAUGACAGAAGUCAAGUUUUUCCCUUUCCCAACACAGAAAAAGGACCCAAAAUGUAGGCGAGCGUGGCUGAGUUUGCUGCGGCGGUAAGAUUACGACCCACCUAUGCACCACAGGAUAUGUUCCCGACAUUUUGUUGAUGGCAGUCCAACACCUGAAAACCCAUAUCCCACGUUAUUUGCUUACAAUAAUUACAAGGAGCCUCUACAGAACAGAAGCUCAACAUCCAUCACCAAACGUUCAGCGGCAGAGAAGCGUAACGAGUUCCUUGAAGAUUCACACUUGAUGGAGUCGAAUGAAAAGGCAGCUGAUUUUCAGUCCUACAAUGAUAGCCAUAGUCAGUUUUAUAUGGAAAUGGAAUGUGUGGAUUUUCAAACCCCCCCUGUUGUGUCUGAAGAGACAGUGGCUUCUGCGUGUGAAACACUGAACACAGUUGUGCAACCAUGCCAGCCUGACCAUGAGUAUGCAUCUGCAGCUGUAGGUGAAAGCCAUGGACCAGAUACAGUUGACAGUGGAAUACAGACAGAUAUAGGGAUGGAGGAAAUGGAGGAACUCAUGGCUCUAAAGAAGAAGUUUGAAAAUCCUGAUGCUCUCAUGAGAAACCUCUUCAUUGAAAAGGUCACAGCAACUGAUAGGAGUGUAAAGCAGUACACUGGUAUUCCAUCAAAGUCAAUGCUACAUGGAAUGUAUGAAGUGUUAGAUGAAGCAUCGCCCAACAUUAAAUAUUGGAGUGGACAAAGCAGUGCUGAGGAAACUCCAUACCAGCAGAAUGCGGAUAGGAGGAAAACUGGACCAACAAGAAAACUGUCGAAAUAUGAAGAAUUUAUUAUGACUCUUAUUCGUUUACGGCUUGCUAUUUUUACAUUUUUUUUGGCUGAUAUUUUUGGAGUUUCAAAUACACGUGUGUCUCAGAUUUUCACAACAUGGGUAAAUUUUAUGUAUCACAUUUUAACACCUUUAUUAGUUUGGCCAUCUACACCUGUUAUCAAGAAGUUUUUACCUAAGUCCUUUAAACUUACAUUUCCCAAUACAGUUUGUAUUAUUGAUUGUACUGAAUUUUUUAUACAAAAGCCCAGAUCUCCUUCUGCACAGUCCAGAACUUAUAGUACUUAUAAGCAUCAUAAUACAUACAAAGCUUUAAUAGGUAUUAUGCCAUCUGGUGCCAUCAUUUUUAUAUCAGAUUUAUGGGGAGGUAAUACAUCUGACAGAUAUAUUACUAAGAACUGUGGUUUUCUUGAUUUUGUAAGACCAGGUCAUGAAAUUAUGGCUGACAGAGGAUUUUUAAUUAGAGAUUUAUUGUUAGAAAGACAUGCAAAGCUUGUAAUUCCACCUUUCACCAAGAAAUGUAACUGGGGUAAAGGAAAACGAUUGCUGCAGAAUGAUAUUAUUAAGACUAGAUGUAUAGCUCGUCUUAGAAUUCAUGUUGAACGUGCGAUAGAAAGAUUGAAAAAUUUUAAUAUCUUAAGUAAUACCAUGCCUUUGUCAUUGAAGCCAUUGUCAAAUCAGAUCCUGAAAGUGUGUGCUUUUCUUUGUAAUUUACAGACACCACUUGUGAAAAAAUAAAAUAAUCAAACUGGU
This is a messenger RNA of Saccostrea cuccullata (small rock oyster), 1756 nucleotides long. RefSeq lists its product as uncharacterized. The coding region runs from base 284 to 1741 and encodes 485 amino acids. NCBI's taxonomy places the organism in Eukaryota, Metazoa, Mollusca, Bivalvia, Ostreida, Ostreidae. The record is from RefSeq and is a predicted model, not a curated record. The transcript has 6 exons.